Molecule: messenger RNA, 3344 nt
Organism: Rhea pennata
Lineage: Eukaryota; Metazoa; Chordata; Aves; Rheiformes; Rheidae
Gene: PAPOLG
Product: poly(A) polymerase gamma
Exons: 23
Coding region: 56-2329 (757 amino acids)
Cellular component (GO): nucleus
Molecular function (GO): poly(A) RNA polymerase activity; RNA binding
Source: RefSeq, a predicted model, not a curated record
GGCGGCCGCGCGUUGGGUUUGCGGCGCGCGCGCGCGGGGUGGUGUCGCGUGCGCCAUGAAGGAGACGUGCGGAACUUCUAUGCUGCAGAACCAACCUCAGAGGCACUAUGGAGUUACCUCUCCAAUUAGCUUGGCUCCUCCUAAGGAUGUAGAUUAUAUUCAUACUCAGAAGCUAGUUGAGGCAAUGAAACCAUUUGGGGUAUUUGAAGAUGAAGAACAACUGAAUCACAGACUCGUUGUUCUUGGUAAAUUGAGCAACUUGGUCAAAGAAUGGAUUUCAGAACUUGGUGAGAGCAAGAAACUUCCCCCUUCAGUAGUAGCAAAUGUUGGUGGCAAAAUAUUUACAUUUGGUUCUUACAGGCUGGGAGUACACACCAAAGGUGCUGACAUAGAUGCUCUUUGUGUUGCUCCUAGACAUGUGGAAAGAUCAGAUUUCUUUCAGUCAUUCUUUGAAAAACUAAAGCAUCAAGAGGAAAUAAAAAAUCUAAGAGCAGUUGAAGAUGCGUAUGUACCAGUUGUCAAGUUUGAAUUUGAUGGCAUUGAGAUUGAUCUCGUGUUUGCAAGACUGUCUGUACAAACUAUUUCUGAUAAUCUUGAUCUCAGAGAUGACGCACGUCUGAGAAGUCUGGAUAUAAGAUGUAUACGGAGCUUAAACGGCUGCAGAGUUACUGAUGAAAUACUACAUCUAGUGCCAAAUAAAGAGAAUUUUCGACUCACACUCCGUGCAAUUAAACUGUGGGCAAAGCGACGUGGUAUAUACUCCAACAUGCUGGGAUUUCUUGGUGGGGUUUCCUGGGCGAUGCUAGUAGCAAGAACGUGUCAGCUCUAUCCAAACGCGUUGGCUUCUACUCUUGUUAACAAGUUCUUCUUGGUUUUUUCAAAAUGGGAGUGGCCAAAUCCUGUGCUGCUGAAACAACCUGAAGAGAGUAAUCUUAACUUACCUGUAUGGGACCCUAGGGUGAACCCAUCUGACCGAUAUCAUGUAAUGCCUAUAAUCACGCCAGCCUAUCCGCAGCAGAACUCUACAUACAAUGUAUCUACAUCAACACGAGCUGUAAUGGUGGAGGAGUUCAAACAUGGUCUUGCCGUUACAAAUGAGAUUCUUCAAGGAAAAGCAGACUGGCCAAAGCUCCUAGAACCAUCAAACUUCUUCCAGAAGUACAAACAUUAUAUUGUACUGACUGCUAGUGCAUCUACUGAAGAGCAUCACUUAGAGUGGGUUGGACUUGUUGAAUCUAAAAUCCGUGUGCUGGUUGGAAAUUUGGAGAGGAAUGAAUUUAUAAAUAUUGCACAUGUAAAUCCACAGUCUUUCCCUGGCAACAAAGAACACUGUAAACAGAGUGGCUAUGUGUCAAUGUGGUUUCUUGGAAUCAUAUUUAGGAAAGUGGAAAAUGCAGAAAGUGUUAACAUUGAUUUAACAUAUGAUAUACAGUCGUUCACAGAUACAGUUUACAGGCAGGCUAACAACCUCAACAUGCUGAAAGAAGGUAUGAAGAUUGAGGCAGCUCACAUGAAGAGAAAGCAGCUCCACUAUUUUUUGCCUGCAGAAACCUUACAGAAGAGAAAGAAGCAAAGCAUGCCAGAUAUUAGUCACAAUGCUAGUGGACUUCAGUCCAAAAGGGCCUCUUCAGAUGGAAGCUGUUUGGACAGUUCCAGAGACAUGGACUCCAGAAAACCAUAUAAUUCCCCUUUGUUAAAUAGGACAUCUAAAUUGGACAUCUCUGCAGCAGAAAUAGAAAGAAAUGCUGGAAUUCAGCUAGCUAAUGGUGCUAGCAGUAGAGAGAAGAUACCUAAUGUAGCUGUUCCAUCAGUGUCUAAGGGGCUGUCCAUUCCAGUUAUUGGUUCAAAAGUGGAGACUACAGUUACAGUAAGAACAUCAGGACCUCCUUGCAUUGGUUGCACCAUUCCUACUGUAGUAGGACAUAACACAAUUUCUCGGCUUAGAACACAUCUUGUCCAAGGACAGCAUGAACUAAAUGGGACUCCGGCUUCAAAUUCUAAGAAUGCUGCACCUAAACGACCUUAUUCACCUACCUCAGAAGAAUGCCCUAAACGACCAAAAGACAGAGAAAAGUUAAUUGGCCAGGAUUCAGCAUUCAAAGAUGGUGGCAAUCCAGAAGAUGUAAAGAGAAGAUCUACAGAAAAUGAUGGCCUUGGAGGAAAAUCCACGCCUAUUCCAAUUAGUGACACACCAAGGUCACAGGUAUUAUCUGUUGUGCCCUUAUGUUCACAGAGGCUUUCCAGUAAAGAGCUACCAGAUUCCUCAUCUCCUAUUCCAACAAAUAUUCGCAUUAUUAAAAGAUCCAUCAGACUGACCCUUAACCAGUAACAAGUGUCUCUUCAGAUGCUGUAGGAUACUCCUAUUACUGUGUAGCUUUUCCAAGAUCGCCUACUGACAAGCCACUACCUACAAAAUCAUGAUGUUCUUUGGGGUUUUUUUAGCAUUGUUAGUUUAGAUGUUUGCUUCUUUUGGAACUACUUUCUGUGUAGCCUUGCAACAGCUGUCCUUAGCCUUUUAAAAGUCUUAACGGUCACUAGCUGAAAAAGCUUGUGUUGAAAAAGCCACAAAAAGCAACCUGUACUGUGGCUUCGAUUCAGAAUGCAUGUAAACAGGAUUUAUUAGUCACUGGAACCACAUUCUGCUUUGAAGUAUGUAUGAACAUGCUUGCAUUUGUUUAUGCUUUUCUAGUUAAUAUAGCUGUACUAUUUUUGUGAUCUUAAAUUAUUUUCCAGUUUGGCACGUGCACUCCUAUGCAUCUAUCACAAUGGUGCUCAGCUUCUACAGGCAGUAGCUUUCCACUGUCUAGCACAGCCAUGCCCUACACAAAUGAUAUGCAUUGCCUCCCAUGGAGGCCCAUAAAUCUAAAAAUUGAAGAAAAUGCAACAGAGGAUGCUACCAAAGUAUGGAGAGGGUAGAAAUGUCUCAUGCCAUGUUGUUUGGCUCUUUUUUUUUUUUUUAAGACUGCUCCAAAACAAGACUUGGGUUAUUUUUGCUUUCACUGGGUAGCAAAGCUAAACUCAGAACACACAACUGAAGGUAUGCUUAAACACUGAGACAGCUGAGGCUGUUGUGACACUACUACCCACCUGCAGGCUACUGCCUUGAAAGUGAUUGGCAUGCAGAAAGUGCUGUUUGGGUUUCACUGAAACCCUGGAGGUUGUUCUAAACAGUUGCAUGAAAACUUGUAGUAGUCUUAAGCUGGAUUUUGGAAACAAGUUGUAAAUGCUGCUUACCCAGUUAAGUACAUCAGGGGCCUUUGGGGGGUGGGGACAAAUUCUGAUCAUGUGAAACAAAUGCUGUGCUAUCUUCAUAUUGUAAUUUCUUUAGUUUGGUGGUUUUGUAA